GCCCAGUGUAAUGUCAUGGCGGCCUCGGUUUUACCAUUUGUGCGCGGGAUCGACUGUAGUAAUUAUGAUUUCAUGAAUGGGAAUUUUCCUGAGAGUAUUAGCGAAAUGGUCGGCCUGCGGUGGCUGAAACUUGAUCAGACAGGCUUAACAGAGGCUCCAGAAGAGCUGGGAAAGCUUCAAAAAUUGGAACAUUUGAGCUUGAAGAGAAACAAACUUGACAAAGUGUAUGGUGAAGUGACUACUCUCCCGUGUUUACGCUCCCUUAACCUACGUUACAACAGCUUGAGGAGCUCAAGCUUACCCCAAGAUAUUUUCCGAGUUGAAGAGCUCACCACUCUUGAUCUCAGUCACAACAACCUGAGACAAGUCCCUGAUGGACUAGAAAGAGCAAAAUCUCUACUUGUCCUCAACCUCAGCCACAACAAUAUCGAAGCAAUACCCAGCCAACUAUUUGUUCAAUUAACGGAUUUGCUGUUCUUGGAUUUGAGCCAUAACCGCCUUGAAACUCUACCUCCUCAAACCAGAAGAUUAGUUAACUUACAGACAUUGAUUCUCAAUGGAAACCCAAUGGGAAACUAUCAAAUGAGGCAACUGCCUUCAUUAACAGCCUUGAGAAGCCUGCAGGUUCGGGAUACUCAAAGGAGUGUUUUAAACAUCCCAUCUUCCCUGGAAGCCUUACUUGAUGUCAAUGAAGUGGACCUUUCACAGAAUGGUCUCUCUAGAAUACCUGAUGGGCUUUUUGUGCUUCCAACAUUGAGAAGGCUCAACAUGAGCAAUAAUGUCAUGACAGAACUUCAUUCAGCCAUUGAUUUAUGGUCCAAACUUGAAACAGUGAAUUUAAGCCGAAACCAGUUGCGAUCGUUGCCUGAGUCUAUUUGUUUAUUAUCGUGUCUUCGUCGACUGUACGUUGAUUCGAACAAUUUGGAAAGCGAAGGUCUACCUGCCGAAUUAGGUCGCUUACCAGUACUUGAAGUGUUUUCUGCUUCAGACAACAAGUUGGAAACUAUCCCCGAUACGUUUCUCAAGUGUGUCUCACUGAAAAAGCUCAUCCUUAUUAACAAUCGGCUACGGCAUUUACCCAAAGGAAUCCAGUAUCUUCCUAAAUUAGAAUUAAUCGAAACCAGAGGCAAUCCUGAUUUCAAAGCUCCACCUAAACCCAAUCCUAACGCUUUGGCUAACGCAUACUAUAACAUCGAUUUUUCUUUACAACAUCAACUGAGACUGGCAAGUGCUGCAGGAACAGUAGCGUUGCCUACACCGCAAGAAUCAGGCACGCUUUCUAAACAAUCUUCAUUGGACGCCGGAAGUAAUACGUCCCUUGACAAAGACAACGUUCGCAAAAGAGGUCGACGAGGAAGACAUCAGCAAGAAGAAGCGGAUCAAGAUCAAGCUAAAAUUCUAAAAGGUCUAAAAGACGUCGCCAAGGACAAAAAUCAUAAGUCAAUUGACGAAUUGAAAGCUGAAUCUCUCAAGCCAAGAAAAUGGGUAGAGUCCUUGGAGAAACCGACGCUCGAUUACUCUGAAUUCUUUGAGGAAGACGUCGGUCAGAUUCCUGGAUUGACUAUUUGGGAAAUUGAGAACUUUCUUCCUUGUCAAGUUGACGAAUCCGUCCACGGAAAAUUCUACGAAGCUGAUUGUUACAUUGUACUUAAAACGUUUGUCGACGAGAGCGGAUCACUCAGUUGGAAAAUUUCCUUUUGGAUCGGAGAAAAGGCCACGUUGGAUAAAAAAGCGUGCGCAGCCAUUCAUGCCGUCAACCUGCGGAACUUUCUUGGCGCACAAUGUCGAACAAUACGAGAAGAACAAGGGGAUGAAUCGCCAGAAUUCAUUGCCAUGAUCGACGGUGAACUUGUUUAUUUAGAAGGUUGCCGUACUGCCUCGGGCUUCUACACAGUUGAUGAGAUCGAAUUACCUGCUCGGCUGUACCGAAUACACGCAUCCGGUCCAUCAAUUCAUCUCGAACCUGUAGCAGUUCAUGCUGACGAACUUGAUCCACGACAUGUCUUUCUUCUUGAUGCUGGGAAAAAAAUGUUUAUCUGGACAGGAAUCAAAUCCAAGAACACUCUCAGAUCUAAGACGCGUCUACUAGCUGAAAAGAUAAACAAAGAGGAACGUAAAGGCACAGCCGAUAUAAUUGUCUGCGCUCAAGGCAAAGAGACGGAUGGUUGGUGGGAAGUAUUGUCAUCUGAAUCUGACGAAACCUAUCGACCGUCCAUCAUUCGCGAACAUGUAGCACAAGAGUUUGUUCCAUUUGCCGCCAAACUGUACCGCGUCGGCCUCGGAAUGGGAUAUUUGGAAUUACCUCAGGUGGAGCUAACUACUAAAGGAAAACUAGAGCACAAGUUGCUCGAAGCGAAUGGUGUCUAUUUGAUUGAUUGUCUUGGUGAAGUUUUCAUAUGGAUUGGUAAACAAUCAACCCGCCUUGUUCGCGCUGCAGCCCUGAAGCUGGCUCAUGAACUAACCGCCCUGAUCACACGCCCCACGUUUGCUGUCGUGACCAAAAUUUCUGAAGGCACUGAACCCAUGAUUUUUAAGACAAAAUUUUCUGGCUGGAACGAUGUUAUUGCCGUUGACUUUACAAGAACAGCGGAUUCUGUUCGCAAAACUGGUGCUGACUUAGGAAAAUGGGCAUCUGAACAACAAACCAAGGUUGAUAUUUCCGCCUUGUUCACUCCAAGACAACCUCCCAUGUCUGCAGUUGAAGCCCAGCAACUUUCUGAUGAUUGGAAUGAAGACCUUGAGGCAAUGGAAGCGUUUGUUUUGGAAAAUAAAAAAUUCGUUCGAUUGCCCGAGGAAGAUAUGGGUCAUUUUUACAGUGGUGAUUGCUACGUCUUCCUAUGCCGUUACUGGAUUCCAGCUACCGAAGUCGAGCCCGAUGCAAAGAAUGAAGACGACGACCCUCAGGAUGAUUUUCAAUGCGUCGUCUAUUUUUGGCAGGGAAGAGAUGCCUCGGACAUGGGGUGGCUUACUUUUACGUUCAGCUUGCAGAAAAAAUUCGAAUCUCUUUUCGGCAGCAAGCUUGAGGUGGUGCGAACGAGACAACAGCAAGAGAAUUUGAAAUUUUUAUCACAUUUUCAUCGCAAAUUUGUUAUUCAUCGAGGAAAACGAAAACCAGUCAAAGGAGAAGACUGGACAGCUCCUACAGAAUUUUUCCAAAUUCGUAGUUCUGGUUCGACACUAUGCACAAGAUGCAUACAAAUUCAAGCGGAUUCAUCUCUGCUAAACUCGUGCUUCUGCUACAUAUUGAAAGUGCCUUUUGAUAAGGAGGAUCGCAGUGGAAUUGUCUAUGUUUGGGUUGGAAGUAAAGCUGAUCCAGAAGAAGCUCGGAUCACGGAGGAGAUUGCACGGGAGAUGUAUGAUGGGGAAAGAUUUAGUUUACAGGUGCUAAAUGAAGGGGAAGAACCUGACAAUUUCUUCUGGGUCGGCUUGGGAGAGCGUAAGCCCUAUGACACUCAAGCCGAUUUUCUGGACUAUGCCAGACUUUUCCGAUGUUCCAACGAACGAGGGUACUUUGCCGUCUCGGAAAAGUGCUCAGACUUUUGUCAGGACGAUCUUGCAGACGAAGAUAAUAUGCUGCUAGAUAAUGGUGAUCAAGUGUUCCUCUGGCUUGGUUCAAGAAGUUCAGAGGUAGAGGUUAAACUUACCUACAAAGCAGUACAAGUAUAUAUGCAACAUUUACGAGUCCAACAACCUCAACGACCACGACAGUUGUUUCUAACCCUGAAAUUCAAAGAGACUAAACGCUUCACUAAGUGCUUCCACGGCUGGUCAACCUGGAAACUCCCUGUUUGAUUUUGUAAGCAUAAUAGCGUGCUUUGGCUUUGAAAGUGUAUAGGUUUUGCUUUUAAUUACAAUAAUAUUGCGAAAAUUGU
Daphnia carinata is the source of this 3872-nucleotide messenger RNA. RefSeq names its product protein flightless-1-like (gene fliI). The transcript is spliced from 19 exons. Gene Ontology annotation, molecular function: actin filament binding; phosphatidylinositol-4,5-bisphosphate binding. Gene Ontology annotation, biological process: actin filament severing; actin polymerization or depolymerization; myofibril assembly. NCBI's taxonomy places the organism in Eukaryota, Metazoa, Arthropoda, Branchiopoda, Diplostraca, Daphniidae. The record is from RefSeq and is a predicted model, not a curated record. Gene Ontology annotation, cellular component: actin cytoskeleton; nucleus; cytoplasm. Bases 16 to 3792 code for a protein of 1258 amino acids.